Molecule: messenger RNA, 1002 nt
Organism: Sebastes umbrosus (honeycomb rockfish)
Lineage: Eukaryota; Metazoa; Chordata; Actinopteri; Perciformes; Sebastidae
Product: mucin-5AC-like
Exons: 3
Coding region: 169-675 (168 amino acids)
Source: RefSeq, a predicted model, not a curated record
CAUGACGAGAGCUGUCAUUACUCAUAUCGACUGAUGUCAUCUCGUCUUCUUCGCUUAUAAAAGAGGAGCUGGAAUCAGAAAUCAUCACAACUUCAUUCACCGCAGUGGACGACAUUCAAGCCAGAAUACAACCUUAGAGCAAAGAAGAGAAACUACAACUGCAUCACCAUGAUUGCAAAGAUCUGUGUCAUCCUCCUUCUGUUUGUUGCCUCUGGCAACGGACAGACCACGACCACGGUUGCACCGACCACGGCUGCACCGACAACCACGACCACGGCUGCAGCAACAACCACCACCACGCUUGCACCUACAACCACCACCACGCCUGCACCUACAACCACUACCACAGCUGCACCUACAACCACCACCACGCUUGCACCUACAACCACCACUACGGCUGCAGCAGCAACCACCACCACGCUUGCACCUACAACCACCACCACGCCUGCACCUACAACCACUACCACAGCUGCACCUACAACCACGGCUGCACCGACAACCACUACCACAGCUGCACCGACAACCACGACCACAGCUGCACCUACAACCACGACCACUGCAGCACCGACAACCACGACAGUGCCAGCCACGACCUCCUCCGCCCUCAUCAACAAAAUCAGUGUCUUUUCAUUCGUUUUGGCGGUGAUGACACAUGCACUUCGCUCAUGUUGUUGAAGGUGUUAAGUGCAGCUCUCAUCCUGUAAAUUAAGUGAUAAAAUCUGAGGAUAUGUAUGAAGAUUUUAGAUACUGUAAUUAAGCUAAUAUGCUAAUUUAUUUUGUUGUUUUUGUGUGGAUGUAUGUUGGUGUGUGUUUGGACUGUUGGUCAGAGAUCACACUUGCCCUCCCGGAGGUGUCUAUAAUUAAUCCAGACGUCUGUGAUGGGAGGACUCUGUAACUCUGACUCAGGUCACUAAGUGAAUCUGAGUGGAUGUUAACAUUUUGCUUGUAAACACAUCAUUUAAAAAAAAAAAGAUGAUUAUCAAUAAAGGCUUUGCAAAGUUA